This is a messenger RNA of Paramecium octaurelia, 9039 nucleotides long. NCBI's taxonomy places the organism in Eukaryota, Ciliophora, Oligohymenophorea, Peniculida, Parameciidae. The record is from the annotation of a GenBank genome assembly.
AUGAAUAGAAAUUUAAGAAGCAAUCGCGCCAAAAAAGAAUAGAUUUUAAAAAAAGACUAAGUUAUAUUGUGUAAAGUUGAAACAGAAUUCACGUUAUACAAACUACUUUAGGAUUGGAAUGAGAAUGAAGAAGAAUUUCACGUAACCGAAUUGGUGCCAUUUGAAAAGAAAAAGAAAAAUAAAUAAUAAUAUAAAUGUAAUGGAUACACAACAAUUCCAUCGCAGACUAAAUGGUAAAUAUUACAUAUAUUUUAGGGUUGAUAUUGAGGGAAUAUCAGUCAUUCAUUCAGAUGAAACUAUUUAUGUAGUAGACAUGGAAAUAUAUAAAUAAAGUCAGAGAAGUUUAAUUAAGGAUUUGAAAUAGAAGGUCAAGUAAUCAUAGAAAAAAUAUGAUGAUGAUGAGGAUGAGGAUAAUGAUAGACCAAUUAAAAAAAAACCCAGAAAAUCAGCCUAAUAAAAAACUCAAGUAGAAACACAAUUUAGCUAAUAUGAAGAAGAAUCAAGUGAACAAAGCUCAUCUGCUGAAGCUGAGCCUGUCCCAAAAAAAUAAAGAUAAUCAAGAAAAACUGAAGAAAAAGAGAAGAAAAAGGGAAAAAAGAGAAAAAGAAAAUUGAAUGAAAAUCUUAAAAAUCUGAAGAGUUUUAGUACACAAUUUGAAGGAACUGAAGAUAAUUUUAUUGAUUACGAUAGCACAAGAAUGAAUAAUAAAGAAAUCAUAAGAGCAGCAAUUACAGGGAAUAAGGCUCUGUUGGAAGAAAUUUUAUUUGGAGACCACAGAAUUUCUAAUUUGUAUGAUAGAUGGGGACCAGAAUAUGAUAUUUCAAUAUUGGAUAUCCUAUUUAGAAGAUAAGAUAAACAACUAUUGACGCAUUUUCUAUAAAAUUAAUUGAAAAGAGGAAUUAAAUAUUAUUCAGAUUUACCUUGCUAACUAAAAGAAAUAGACACUGGCUAUAAUAAUAGACAAGCUUAUGGUGUAAAAUUAAGAAAGGUUGCUCUUGGUAGAGGAAAUAGAGAAGGAAACAAUGCAUUUGUUUAUGAUCUAAAUUAUCAAUAUGAUUCUAAUUAAGAAAGUAGACGGUUAUUACAGAUUGAAACAAAUUGUGAAAUGUAUGAAUAAUUAUUCAUUUAUCUAAAAUCAUCAAAAUAUGAUCACUAUUUAAUUGAGAAUGUUGCUUUUGCAGUUAGAUGUGGUAAUAUUAAGUCUGCUAAAUUCUUGAUCAAAUACGCAUUAACAAACAAUCUCGAUGGUUAUGGAUUUAAUUAUUUGCAUCAUGAUGCUUUAGACGAUAACUUCAGCACCUAUAAAUUAGAUUAAAUAAAAAAGAUAUCCAUUACAAAGAAAACGUAGAAUGAAUUUCUAAUCACUCCAAUUCAUUGUGCAUGUAUAAAUCCAUCCGAAUAGUUCCUAAAGUAUUUUAUGGAGUAGACGAUGGAAUACAAUAUCUAAGAUGAAAAUGGUAGUAAACCUGUUCAUUAUGCUGCUGUCUCCUAAACCUCAAAUUGCUUAGAAUAUUUGUUGGCAAAUGGUGUGGAUUCAAGAGAAGGUAAUAAAUUUUUGGAAACUCCUUUAAUGCUAGCAGCCAAAUUUGGUCGUUCCCAUAACGUUAAAUUAUUAGUAAAUACUAAUUUGAAGGCAAAAAAUAAGGAGGGUAAUUCUGCAAUUCAUUUUGCUAGUUAAAAUGGUCAUGUUGAAUGUGUAAAAUUAUUAAUUGAAAAUGGAUUGUUGAUUAAUUUUGCAGGAAAAAACAGAAUGACAGCUUUGCAUUACGCGGCAGCAUAUAAUCAUUUAGAAUUAGUUGAAUAUUUGUUAGAUGAAGGGGCAAGAAUCAAUGCUAAGGAUAAAUUUGGAAGAACACCAUUAAUUAUGGCUGCUAGAAAUGGAAAUUUGGCCAUUUUGUCUAAAUUGCUUUAUUAUGGGGCAGACUUUAAAAUUAGUGAUUCAUCAAAAAAUAGUGCCAUUCAUCAUGCUGCUGCAUAUGGUUUUUUAGAUUGUAUUUAAACUUUGAUUGAGGCUGGAGCUGAUUAGAAUGAAUUCAACUCUUGGAAAUUGAAACCUUUGAAUGUAGCUUAAGCUAAAAAUCAUAUAGGUAUUGUUAAAGCAUUGUUGAAAUAUGAAAGCACAGAUGUAAAUUGUAUUGAUGAUGAUGGCUUAACUUUAGUCGCAGGACUAAUCAAGUAAUUUAAUUAAACAGUUGAAUAAUUUGAAUUCAUUAAGUACGUAAUCUAAGAAAAAAAAGCUGAUAUCAAUAUACAAGAUAAAUUCGGUAAAACAUGUCUAUAACAUGCCUUAUCACUCACAUUCUCAGACUAAUUAAUUGACCUCAUCCAACUAUUGAUAGAUCAUGGAGCAGAUAUUAAUAGUUAAGAUAAGGAUGGCAGAUCUAGCUUGUUACAUGCCAUUAAUGGUUAAUAAUCAGAAAUAUAAAAUAAAUUAAUCAAAUUACUGAUUGCAAAUGGAGCUAAUAUUAACUCUUAGGAAAAAGAAAAUGGAUUAACCCCAUUUUCAUUAUUGUUGUCUAAAAAGAAUUACAAACUCUGCCUUGAACUAAUUGAAGAGAACUAGAUUGAGUUAGAUAUAGUAAAUAGAGAAAAUAAAACAUUAUUACACAUUAUGAUAGAAAAUCAGUACUUUUAUGAAGACCUUGGAAUUUAACUAUUCUAAAUAAUUUUAGAUAAGAUAAAUCCAUCUCUACUUCACUAAUCUGAUAUUCAAGGAUUUGNUCAUUGUGCAUGUAUAAAUCCAUCCGAAUAGUUCCUAAAGUAUUUUAUGGAGUAGACGAUGGAAUACAAUAUCUAAGAUGAAAAUGGUAGUAAACCUGUUCAUUAUGCUGCUGUCUCCUAAACCUCAAAUUGCUUAGAAUAUUUGUUGGCAAAUGGUGUGGAUUCAAGAGAAGGUAAUAAAUUUUUGGAAACUCCUUUAAUGCUAGCAGCCAAAUUUGGUCGUUCCCAUAACGUUAAAUUAUUAGUAAAUACUAAUUUGAAGGCAAAAAAUAAGGAGGGUAAUUCUGCAAUUCAUUUUGCUAGUUAAAAUGGUCAUGUUGAAUGUGUAAAAUUAUUAAUUGAAAAUGGAUUGUUGAUUAAUUUUGCAGGAAAAAACAGAAUGACAGCUUUGCAUUACGCGGCAGCAUAUAAUCAUUUAGAAUUAGUUGAAUAUUUGUUAGAUGAAGGGGCAAGAAUCAAUGCUAAGGAUAAAUUUGGAAGAACACCAUUAAUUAUGGCUGCUAGAAAUGGAAAUUUGGCCAUUUUGUCUAAAUUGCUUUAUUAUGGGGCAGACUUUAAAAUUAGUGAUUCAUCAAAAAAUAGUGCCAUUCAUCAUGCUGCUGCAUAUGGUUUUUUAGAUUGUAUUUAAACUUUGAUUGAGGCUGGAGCUGAUUAGAAUGAAUUCAACUCUUGGAAAUUGAAACCUUUGAAUGUAGCUUAAGCUAAAAAUCAUAUAGGUAUUGUUAAAGCAUUGUUGAAAUAUGAAAGCACAGAUGUAAAUUGUAUUGAUGAUGAUGGCUUAACUUUAGUCGCAGGACUAAUCAAGUAAUUUAAUUAAACAGUUGAAUAAUUUGAAUUCAUUAAGUACGUAAUCUAAGAAAAAAAAGCUGAUAUCAAUAUACAAGAUAAAUUCGGUAAAACAUGUCUAUAACAUGCCUUAUCACUCACAUUCUCAGACUAAUUAAUUGACCUCAUCCAACUAUUGAUAGAUCAUGGAGCAGAUAUUAAUAGUUAAGAUAAGGAUGGCAGAUCUAGCUUGUUACAUGCCAUUAAUGGUUAAUAAUCAGAAAUAUAAAAUAAAUUAAUCAAAUUACUGAUUGCAAAUGGAGCUAAUAUUAACUCUUAGGAAAAAGAAAAUGGAUUAACCCCAUUUUCAUUAUUGUUGUCUAAAAAGAAUUACAAACUCUGCCUUGAACUAAUUGAAGAGAACUAGAUUGAGUUAGAUAUAGUAAAUAGAGAAAAUAAAACAUUAUUACACAUUAUGAUAGAAAAUCAGUACUUUUAUGAAGACCUUGGAAUUUAACUAUUCUAAAUAAUUUUAGAUAAGAUAAAUCCAUCUCUACUUCACUAAUCUGAUAUUCAAGGAUUUGUACCUCAUUUAAAGAUCAUUUAGAUUUUUGUUACUUCAAUUGCAUCAAAAAUUUAAUAAGAGUUCUUAUCCAAUAUUAAUCAAGCCAAGAAGGAAAUAUGGCAAGACAUUGUAAAUGAGUAUGAAUAGAAGUUUUAAGAAGAAUAAUUAUAAGAAGUUCAGCAACCACUUAAAAAAUUUGAAUAGAGAUUAUCUGAAUAAAUUACCUAAGAAUCUAUAUUGAUGCCUAAUAACUAAGAGUAAGAAUUACAAAAUUUAUUUAAGAAUUAAAUUAAUGCAUCAGGAGGUUUUUUUCAGAACUAAUAAACUCUGAGUUAAAUUCCAUAAGUUUAAUAAUAAACAUUAAAUAUUCCAACGAAUAAUAUGGCUCAAUAAAAUAAUUUAUUUGCUCCACCUUAAAAUCAACCAACUUUUGGAUUUGGUUAAUAGUAAUAACGAUAAAAUAUAUUUGCAUAACGCUCAUAAAAUUAAUUUCAAACAAAUUUUGGUUUUGGUAAUUCUAAUAAUCUAUUUCCUUCUAAUAAUAGGGGUUCCGUUUUUUAAAAUCAGAGUAACAAUUUCGGAAUUUCGAAUAACAAUUUUGGAUUUUCGAAUAACAAUUUUGGAACUUGGAACUAAAAUUACAAUAACAAUCAAGGCUAUUCAAACUAGAUUUAAACACCUAAGGAGAAAUUUUAGGAUGAUAUACGUAAGAGACUAUAAAAUGCGGAUUGCAAGCUUCAUUCAGAAUGGUUUUAUCAUGAUAAACUUUAGGUUUCUGUAGGAAUAUCAACUAAGAAAUUGAAUCAAAUAGAAAUGAAAAGAAUUGAGGAUGGUUAUUACUACUAAAAUUUUAUUUUUAAAUAAUUAAAGCUUCUCAUUUAAAAAGGAGCCAAUAUAAAUUAGAAUGUAAUGAUGCAGUAAAUUUAUAAUUAAGAUUCAGCUUAAAGUAAGACCAAUAUAUUCCAUUUGGUUUUCGAGUCAUUUCCAAGUAUCUCCUUUGUCAAAGAAUUGUUAUAAAUAUUUCCAAAUGAGAUGGUUACACAAAGGGAUCAAUUUGGUACUCCUUUGCAUUAUUUCUUUAAAAGCUUUAACCCUGGACUGGUAAUGUUGCAUAGACAUGAUGAAACAUCAUAUUCCUUUUUAGAUUAUAUGAUAAAGUUGGGCUUAGACUUUAAUGAAAAGAAUUCUCAAGGAAAUACUCCAACCUUGAUGAUAGCACUAAAAUAUAAUCAAACAUGGCAUCAACUUUUAGUCAAACUAGUAAGUUUAGGUGGUUAAAUAAAUGAUGUUAAUAAUUCGAAUUAAGUGCCUCUACAUUAAUUUGUAGAGAAAACAGAAUUACAGACUGUAAAGAUUUUCUUGUCAGAAUUCAAAGUAAAUCCAAACUAUUAAGAUCAAAAAGGAAGGACGGCACUACAUUUUGCUAUAAAUUUCAGUAAUCCUAAUGCGAAUGCAAGUUUUUAGAUGGAAUAAUAGUUGAUAAAAUUUGGAGCUAAAUGUGAUAUAAAAGAUAUCUAUGGUAGAACUCCAUUAUUUUAUUCCUUCACUAAAUUUAAUGAUCCUACUUCAACAAAGGAGAUAGAUCCAUUUGAAUCGGUCUCCUCUUUAUUAGCGUAUAAAGAAUGCGAUGUUAAUGUAUUGGAUAGAUAUUAAAGAUCCCCAUUGCAUUAUGCAGCCUUAAGAGGAAGUGCAAUUUCAGGUAGAUACAUGAUAAAGAUGGGAGCAGCUGUUGACACACCUGAUAUUUAUAAGAAUACUCCAAUAGCCUAUUCGUUCUUUUUGCAUGCCAAUUUCAGUACAAUGUUGAUUGACAAUAAGGUUGAUGUCAAUAAGGUUAUCAACAUAGUUAGUCUAAGUGAUUUAAGAUCAGAAAAAGAGAAGAUGUACAGGGAAGAAAUAAAAAAUGAUCCUGAAAUUGAUAUAUUGAUGAUCAUUGAGGAUGAGAGUGAAAGAGCAAAAUAAGCUGCUUAAAAUUAAUAGCUAUAAGACUAAAUGGACGAUGAGUCAGACGACGAUUAUUAAGAAGAUGAUGAAGGUUUAGAGGAAGACUCCUGUGAGGAUAGUUCAGAGAAGAAUGUAUUUUAUUCUCGUAAAAGAGACAAAUAGAAAUAAUAAUAAUAAUAAAAGGUAAUUCCUUAAUUUGAGAGAAGUUAAGCUGAUAAAAUAUCUUAAAGAGAGAGAUUGAUAUUAUAAAAAAUACAACAAAAGCUUAGUUAGGAUUUAGAUCUCCCAUAACAUCUACAUAAUAAUUUGUCAACUGGAGAAUAUAGUUAUUUCUCUCAAGCAAUUAGAUUUGGAUGGCAAGGUGUCGCUUACUUAUUAAUUAGUGAUGGAUAUGAAUUUGUAAAUGCAAUUCAAGAUGCCAUUAAUGCAAAUUAAUUUUAAUUAGUGCUCACUCUCUUAAUGAAAGUAAAGAAUGAAAAAGAUUUAUCGAAAUUAAAUUCCAAUGGGUAAAAUUUAUUUCAUUUAUUUGCAAUUUAUUCAGCUCAAGUUCCUGCAGACCUGAAAUCUGAAAUAAUAGAAUAAUUUGAAUAAAAAAACAUCAGUCCCUAUGUUUAAGAUAUCUAUCAGAAAUUACCCCUACAUUAUGCAAUCUCAAAGAAUAAUAAUUCAUUAGUUGAAUAUUUCCUAUAUAAUAGAAAAUGUGAUCCUAAUUUGAUGGACAAUACAGAAAAUAAUGCUUUCACUUUACUUUUCCAAAGAGACUAAAAUUAUAAUUUUGAUAGGAUGCUGCAACUAGGUUUGAAUGCUAACGUUAAAUUCAAAAUUUUGAACACAAAUACUUACAUUAAACCCUUCAUGUAUUUAGUUGAUCACUUAAAGAUUUAUGACACUUAGAAACUCUAAAGAUUUGUGAAUUAUGGAAUUGACAUUAAUGAAUAGAAUCAUCAAGGUUAAACAGCAUUGAAUAUUGCUAUUAAAAAUAACAAUUUAGAAUUUGUGAAAUUUUUGAUUCAGCAGCCCUCAUUUAAUACUUAGCUUUAAAUGCGUGAUAAUGAGGGGAAAAAUCCUAUUCAUCACGUUGUCUUGCCAUUAGAUUUCGGUUCCUAUGAAAAUGUUGAAAUGUUGAAAAUUUUAAUGAAAAUGUUUGAUUACAACCUUCUAGAUAAUAAUGGAUUGACUCCACUAGAUUACGCUUUAAUAUUUGAUGCUCAACUCAUGAAGGAUGAACUCUUAGCUAAUAAUGCUCAUCACACUAGAAGUUUGAGAUAACAAAGAAUGGCUACUUCUGUAAUUGCCACAGCACUAUGGCCAGAUCAAGAAGUAGAUUUUGAAGAAGAUGCUCUAAAAUUCUUAGAAAAAAAGAAUAUUUAAAUAGAAGCUGAAAUUGAUAAUAAAUGCAUUGUGGAUAAGUAAGCCAAAAUUGCUAAGGGUGAUUUGAGAGUUUAUGAUGAUCCAGAUUAUGGCCUAUGGUAAUGUUUGCUCUCUAAAGUUGAUAUUGUGAAUAGAAACUUUCAUAAAAAUGUUUUCUAUAAGAUGCAAAUCUUAUUUGAUAAAAAUAGAAACAAUUAUAUCUUAUUCACAAAAUGGGGUCAAAUAGGUGAAGAAGGCCAAUUCUAAAUGACUCCCUUUGAAAAUUUGGAAGCUACAAUUAAGGAAUUCUGUAAAAUAUUUGCUGCCAAAACAGGUGGCAAUAACUGGAAAUUGAUUAAGUCAGGAGAAGAAGAAUUCGAUAAAAAGCCAGAAAAGUAUCAGCUUAUUAAGUGUUAAAAUAACAAGAACUACAAAUCUCUAUUAGAACCUUUUGAUUUAAGCGAGUAAUCACCAUAUCCUAAAUGCAAGUUAGAUACUAGCAUUUACAAAGUUAUUGAACAAUUCUCCUAGGUUAAAUUAUAUCAAUAGGAAUUAUCAAUCCAUCAAUUUGAUACAGGAUUUGUGCCUAUUGAGAAGUUAGACAAAAAUACUAUACUAAAAGCUAAAGAAAUAUUAUUAGAACUUAAAGAAACAGUUUUAGAAGUCAAUCUCUAUAUGAAUUAAAUAGAUGUCGAUCUAAAGAGAUUGUAAUAAUAUUAUUCAGAAAUUAAUGACAAAUCUGCUAGAUAUUAUGAAUUAAUUCCAAACGUUUAAAUGAGAUAAAAUCUCUUACCAUUGUUGGAAACUGAAGAAAUAAUCAAUCAACAAUUACAAUUUUUAGAAUUACUUCUAAACGUUGAACAAUCUAUUAAGAUAUUACUUGGAGCAAAUUACAAUUUAAAUUCUAUUCAUCCUAUAACUUAUUGUUUUAAUGCUUUGAAUAUUAAAAUGCUGACUUUAAAUACGUAAGAUCUAGAAUAUAAAAUGAUACAAACAUACAUCUAUAGAACUUAAGGUGUUAGAAUUGCAAAUAUCUUUGCUAUUGAAAGGAAAGGAGAGGCGUAGAAAUUUGACAAAUUUAACCAAGAACCUAGAAUUCUUUUAUGGCAUGGUUCCAAGAUUUCCAAUUUCAUGAGUUUACUAGCUUUAGGAUUAAAAAGUAAUUAAUAUUUAGACUAUUAUAGUUGCACCUUCCUGGGCAGUUAAUACAGGGGCAAUGUUCGGAAAAGGUAUCUAUUUUGCAGAUCAAUUCUCUAAGAGCUAUAAUUACACUUAAGAUUAUACAAUCAAUAAUAGUUACGGAUAUAAUUCGUUUCAUCGAAACCAAAAUAAUGCUAAUUAGUACCAAACAUAUCGAUAUUUAUUAUUAUGUGAAGUGAGUUGCAUGAAUUAAAUUGACGUAUAUAAUAACCCUGUUCAAAAUUGUCUUGAAUUUUAAAGUAAGAAUUCAUUUAUAUUUAUAAGAACCUGAGUAUACUUUGAAGGCUGUUGGCUCCAGAGGUCCUGAUCCAAUGUCUUAAAUUAAAAUGCCUAAUGGAUGCAUAGUUCCGAUUGGAUAAAUUGUUUCUAAUUCAAUCCCUCAUUAAUUACAAUAGAUGACUAAGAAUAUAAGUUUUUACACUCAAAAUUCAGAAUAUAUUGUCUAUGAUGAAAGCAGAGUAAAGAUGAGAUAUUUGGUGCAAAUUUAUUAAUGA